AUGUACAAUUGUCCUAAGUGGGAAUGGGAUUUUGAAUUUCCUAGACAAUUAUUACAACCAAUACAACCUAAGAAACAAACAAUCUACAGUAAAGUCAAUAACAAAGAUGCUACCAGAAUUCCACCAUUAGUGCUAGUCGCUAAUCUUAGCUUGAUGGUUAUCCUGGCUGUUAUUUUCAAAUUUUAUUACGAGCCUUUUGAUUGGCCUAUAUUUAGAGAUCUUACAAACACCACCAGUUUAAUUUCUGGACAACUCGUUGAACUUAAUAUCCCAGCGUCUUCCGUGAUCAUAAAUUAUCGAACCACAAGCCACUUUCUUGCUGAUGUUAUAGACCGAAAUGAAUUGUCUCCCAAUAAUUCUGAUGAAGUUGCUCAAUACCUUAAUCAACUUGGAGAUAAAAUGUGCCACUCAGGCGAAGCUAUCGAAACAAUGUAUUCUGUUGGUGAUAUGGUUCUUAAGGAAGUUAUCAUGGAACUAAAAUCUAUCAUCGAUAAUAUUGGACCAGGCCAAAUUCUCUCACAACAGAAUGCAACAUACUUUGCAGAUCGUUAUGGAAAGAUUUUAAAUGCUGUCACUGAUUUAUGGGAUAAGUUUCAAAUAAUUAUAGAUGAGCUGGAUGAUCUUUAUAUUUUAUAUAAUGGGACGCAUCAUCAACUUGCUAAUGGAAUAAAUGAUGUAGAACUUUUUUUUGAAAAGAUAACGCCAGAGCUGGGAGAGAAUCAUGAUAUGGAACAAUUGAAACGAGAACUCGGUUAUUUAAAACAGACAAUGGAGAAGGUUCCUGAUAUUCGGCGUCAAAUACAUCGUCUUUUAUCUGAAUUUGAUGGUCAUCGACAGUUAUUGAUUAAGCGUCGUGGUGAAUGGUAUAAAUUAUGGAGACGAAAAUUAGUUUCUUUUGAAGAUAUUGAAAGUUUAGAAGAAGUGAUUUCAAAGUUAGAUCGAAUAGCUGAAAGAUUUGUAAAAAAAGACGAAGAAAAUAUUGAAAAAAGGAUAUACAUAUAA
Messenger RNA from Racocetra persica, 1002 nucleotides. The record is from the annotation of a GenBank genome assembly. Lineage: Eukaryota; Fungi; Glomeromycota; Glomeromycetes; Diversisporales; Gigasporaceae.